This is a messenger RNA of Striga hermonthica, 918 nucleotides long. The record is from the annotation of a GenBank genome assembly. Lineage: Eukaryota; Viridiplantae; Streptophyta; Magnoliopsida; Lamiales; Orobanchaceae.
AUGCUCCCAAAACACAAUGUGGUCCAAAUCCAUAGAGCUGCAGUCUUCAUUUUGAUCAUCCUCUCUGUUUCCGGCUUCAUCGAGUCCUCGGUCGAGCCUCAGUUUAUAUGCAGCAGAAAAUGCGUUGCGGAAGACUGCAGCGCGCUCGGGAUGAAAUACGGAAAGUACUGUGGGCUAGGGUGGUCCGGAUGUCCGGGGGAGAAACCUUGCGACGAUCUUGAUGCUUGUUGCCAAGCGCACGAUGAAUGUGUCGAAAAAUAUGGUGUGACAAAUAUUGAAUGUCAUGAGAAGUGCAAAAAGUGUGUAAUAAAAGUGGGGAAUUCUGGGAAAGUUGGUUUUUCAGAGAGCUGCCCAUACAGUGCAGCAGUUCCUACAUUGAUACAGUGCAUGGAAGCCUCACCUAGCCGGGCUCGUGGGGCGCACCGAUUGGAGGUGUUCUUCUACCCCAAAUUCUGGUCUUCACCGUUUCUGAUACCGACAAGGUGGGGGAGCAGUCAUUUUUACCGAAUUCUUCGCUGUGGCGGUCCUCUGGCGUGCUCUUGUGGGUUGGAUUUCUGGGUUCGGACUUUUGGGGCUUCAGCUUGGGUUAUCAGCGGCUGCGGGACGUUGGGAGGCAGGUUGGUCGGAGGAUGGAAGGGAUUUCGGCACCUCGCCCACUGUCGGGAAGCAGGAGUAGUCGACUUGGGGAGCUUCUGUCGAUCCGGUUCUUUGGUGUUGGGCCAGUUGCAUAUGUUGUCUGGGGUUAUCCGCUCGGUUGAGGGUGGGUUAAUUCAGGUUAAAUCGGGCUUCCGGGUUACCUUCUAUAUAGGCGUUCGGCAGCAGUUUCAGAAGUUGACACCGAGAUUUCGUAUCUUACUUGGAUUGAUCGUUGCUCUACUGGUCUCGAUCCGUUUUAUUUGCUGGGGAAGGGUGUUUUAG